Messenger RNA from Umbelopsis ramanniana AG, 579 nucleotides. RefSeq lists its product as uncharacterized. The record is from RefSeq and is a predicted model, not a curated record. NCBI's taxonomy places the organism in Eukaryota, Fungi, Mucoromycota, Umbelopsidomycetes, Umbelopsidales, Umbelopsidaceae. Bases 1 to 579 code for a protein of 192 amino acids. The transcript has a single exon.
AUGGUUGCUCUCUCCGCUCUGCCAACUAUUGCUGUGAUAACUGCAAUCGUAACCACAGUUUCUGUCUCUUUGAUAACUCUGGGGACCGUCGUAUUUAUAUACCGCCGCAAACGUACCCAAUCUCUCAUUCCUGAGACAUCGAUGGUUAAAACUGAGCUUAGUGCUCUAGGACUUGAAGAAGGCGUGAUAUCCCCCAUGAGUGAACCAGAAAGUAUGGUUCACGCCACGUUCCCAGAUGAAAAGAAGGAAACUCAGGUGGCGGAACAAGAAGUAUCCCAAGUUUCGAGCGACGAUGAAGGAGAGGAAACCAAAGAGGAAAAUAGUGAUAACGAAUUUGAGUUUAAGCGGACAUCUUCCCAGGACUCUGCAUGCUUUACCGACCCUAUAUGUCGAUCGUGCUUCAACGACACUUACAACAGCACUGAGUCAGAUGAUAUGGAUGAAGAAGACAUUGUGACCACGGCCUGUGUUCAUGGGCUCAAGAGGGAUUGGACAAGAAUAGAGGUUGUUCUACCAGAGGUCUAUACCAGCAGCCAAGAAUCAAUCUUAGAUGCAGUGGUCUCCGCUUCUACAGCUUAA